Molecule: messenger RNA, 1347 nt
Organism: Knipowitschia caucasica
Lineage: Eukaryota; Metazoa; Chordata; Actinopteri; Gobiiformes; Gobiidae
Source: the annotation of a GenBank genome assembly
AUGGACGACGGACGCCUGGACCAAGAGAAGAGGCUCAUACAGUCUUUGCUCUUGAAGUGGAGACAGGCUGAGAGAGAGCAUGCCCAAUCAGAGCAGCUCUGGCAGGAGAAACUAGAAACCUGCCUGACUGCUGAGGAUCUUGGAGGAGACCACCCAUGGAAGAAGUCUGAGGAGGCUUGGUUCCUGAAGGAGAAAUCCUUUCAUAUCCAUGUCCCGGUGCGGUCUCUCCGGGCGCACAACGACUCGGUCACCGCGGUACGCUUCUGCCUCCAGGACUCACACUUCCUCAGCUGCUCCUCGGACUGCAGCGCGGUGCUCUGGGAGGCGCAGAGCUGUCGACCCGUCAGAGCGUUUGCUGGAGGCCAUGACAGCUCCAUCACAGAGUGCGCCAUGAUCCCACACACCAACAGGAUGGUGACAGUUUCCUGGGAUAAGCAGAUGGUGUCCUGGGACAUGGAGACGGGACAGAUGCUGUGGAAGUCCCGUCAGCCCGGCCUGCUCACCUCCUGCUCCUCUUCUCCAGAUGGACGGCUCCUGGUUUGUGCCACGGUUCCACAGUACGGCAUUUACAUCAGCGACGCAGCCAGCGGUCAGAGCGUGCACCAGAUCCACGAGCAUCACAAAACCACGAUCACUCGCUGUCGGUUCGACCCUGAGAGCAAACGCAUCGUCAGCGUCUCGGCCGACCGCUUCAUCAAACUGUGGGACCUGCAGAGCCUCAAGACCACGGUGUCCAUCAGCAGUAACCACGACAACGCCAUCUCCGACUGCUGCUUCUCUUCAAACGGACACUUCCUGUGUAGUGCAUCGUGGGACAAGAGCCUGAAGCUGUGGGAGCUCCAGGGGGGGUUCCGGAGCCGUGGGGGGAAGGCCCUGCAGAGAGGCCACGAGGGCAGUGUCAGCUCCUGCUGCUUCUCCCACGACGACACGCUCCUGGUGUCGGGCUCCUUUGACAGAACCGUGUCUCUGUGGGACAUGAGCUCCCUCUGUCAGACCGUGUCGCUCAAGGGCCACAGUGAUUGGGUGACAGACGUGUCCAUCAGCGCCGACAAGAAGCUGGUCGUCUCUGCCUCAAAGGUGUUCAUUUUCUCCUCCCCCAAAUCUUUGAAGACCACAGAUCACACCGUUCGGGUUUGGGACAUUGAAAAUAUUGAUGAAAUCCCGGCUGUAAUGGAGCAGAAGAAAACCCAGGGCAUUGGAGUUCACGUGCUGAAAUGUGAAGAGUGUGGGAAAGCGUUCCCUGUGUCCAGACUGCGGACCUCAGAGCUGCUCAGCAAAUGUGUUUUCUGUCGCCUCAAGUCUCCGCAAAGAUACAGACCACAGCCUCCACCUCUCAUGCCUCUGUGA